Molecule: messenger RNA, 2954 nt
Organism: Rhineura floridana
Lineage: Eukaryota; Metazoa; Chordata; Lepidosauria; Squamata; Rhineuridae
Product: cytochrome c oxidase assembly factor 7
Exons: 3
Coding region: 3-653 (216 amino acids)
Cellular component (GO): mitochondrial intermembrane space
Molecular function (GO): protein binding
Source: RefSeq, a predicted model, not a curated record
GGAUGGGGAAAGUGGCCUUCUUGGUUUUGUUGGACUACACUUCCCAGCAAUCAAUAUUUGGUUGUCACCGUCUGGCUGAUUACCUAGAAGGAGUGAAGAAAAACCUUGAGGGAGCUGCUAAAGUACUAAAGGAGAAUUGUGAAAAAAACCUGCACAGUGAAAGCUGCUACAAACUUGGAGCUUACUAUGUGACUGGAAAAGGUGGACUCACUGUGGAUUGGAAAACUGCCUACAACUGUUUUUUGAAGUCAUGUGAGAAAGGUGGGAAGAAAUCCAUUGAUGCUUGUCAUAAUGUUGGACUGCUGGCACAUGAUGGCCGGGGAAAUGAUGAUGAGAAGCCCAAUGCACUCCUAGCCAGGGAUUAUUAUAGUAAAGCUUGUGAUGCUGGUUUUGCUCCGAGCUGUUUCAACCUUAGUACAAUAUAUCUCCAAGGAGCCCCUGGGAUAUCAAAGGAUAUGAACCAGGCUUUGGAGUAUUCUCUAAAAGCAUGUGACUUGGGACACAUAUGGGCAUGUGCUAAUGCUAGUCGAAUGUACAAGCUGGGGGAUGGUGUGGAGAAGAACAAUGCUAAGGCAGAAGCCCUAAAGAAUAGGGCAAAAGAUCUGCACAAGGAACAACAAAUAGCUUCGAGAUCCUUAACAUUUGGAGAGUAAACUCAGUCAAAUGAAUUAGUUUUCUCAAGAAGCAUACUUUGUUAAAUGGUGUAUAAAUUUAUCCUGUAAGUCCAAUAGAUGCAUUUGUGUGAACAGGUGUCUCUUUUUACAUGUACAAAUUGUUAUUUCGUAAACACAAUAAAUAACAUGGACUUUGUGUGUGUAGCUCAGUCUUUAGAGGAGAAAAUGUGGGAAGGUCAUAUUUAAAACUAGAAUGUGAAAACUGUUAUAAACUAAACAUAGUUCCUGAAUGCAUCAAGUUUAUAUGCACAGACUUAACAAUGGAGUGGAACUUGUUCUUUCUGAAUAACAGCUCUCUUCUGCAGCAAGCACCUUAUUCAGUUUCAGAAAGCAGGGAUGGUGCUCUUUACAAAAAGAACCCACUCUGUGCAUGAGAUCCUUUGCAGAUAUAUGAAAGAAUGUGCUGAUAUGCUAUUAAAGCCUAAAACACUUCAGUACUAAAUACAUUAAUUGGGAAGCCUGUUCUGUUAAUUUCAGUGGCACAAACUUUGAGGGGAAUAUGUUUUGGAUCACAGCAUGAGUGAUAUUGUAUAUCUUACGUUUUCCUUUUAUAAGGGGAAAAGUAUGCAAAAACAUGACCUUUUUAAACAUACAAUGUCUGUGCAACUCUUGCAUGCCCUUUUCACUAAUUAUUCUGUGGUCUAGGUGAAGCUGAAGAAAUUAAUUUUAGCUGUGUUGUUUGUAACAGUAACUGAUAGAAAUCAUCUUGCAAAGAAAAAAAAACCCGCUUAUGAAAGUUGCUGAAAGAAGGGACCCUGAUUAUCAUGUUUCAUUUUAUCAGGCCCAAUAAAAAUAAUACUGAGCAAGACACAAACAUGCACUUCCAUGAAUAAAUAUGUGAUCUGGGUGCUCACAAAUACAGCUGACACCUUGUCCACUUGUGAUCAUGGGAAUUAUGCCAGCUCUAGCAGUAACUGCGCAAGGCAGGGUAAUAUGUUUCUCCAUAUGAUAGUCUAGCCUGUGGAUAGUUAAGAAUGCUUAUGUAGAAAACAAAAUUGUGUUCAUCAAUCCUCAAACUUGUACACAUCACUUUAAAAACUAUUUUGAUUCUGGUGCAUUUUCUCAAAGGUGAUUCUGAAUGACAUUCAACAGUCCUGGUUUGUAUUCUAUUCAGUUUAUUCAAUGCUUCGUUUAGAUUCCUACAUAUUUUCAAAAGGAUUGCUUUAAUAGCUGAAUCUGUGAUUCAUUGUGUAGGAUCAGUUUAUGACACUGAAUCAGUUUCAUCUUUGAGAUGCAACAUCAAGAUGUCCUGUUUAUUAAUUUAAUGAGCUCCUUCAGAAUAGUAUGCUUCUACAUUUUUCUGUCACUAGGUGGUGCUGAAGUUUUAAAAUUCACAUUAGAUUAAGCAUAUCAUUCCCAUGCAUUGGCGUAGAUAAAGCACACCUUUAUUUCUCUUUAGGAAUGGUGAUUUGAAUUCUGAGAACAAGUCCAUUUGUUGCAUAAUAUAACUGUGAGUGCAAUUUACAAUAAACAGAUUUGGAACCAAAUAAUAUUGUAUCACUUACAUCUCCCAGGUGUAUCUACAUUUAUUAUGUGCAUUACUUAUAACCUGGAUUCUGUCAUGAAACUGAAAAUUUUAUGAAUUGUUAAACCAAUUUCUUAAUAUCAUAGCUCAGUACAAAUAAUUCUGGGAGUUACAUCUUGUCAAAAGACAGGCCUCUGGAAAGGCAAAAAUGUUAAGUUUCGUUUCCCAGCUGAAGGCAGUUAGGGAGGCCUGAAUAGAAACACCUGAUUAUCUUUGCUAAUCAGUGAGAGCCUGGUACUCUAGGACAUGCAGGCCUGUGAAGGUUAAGAACACAGUUGGGAGGGGGGCCUGCAAGGUGCGAAAAACUGAAGAAGCAUCGAGAAGGGAUUACAUCAGAAAGCCCCUGAUUAGUUAAUUAAUUCUGGACAGUUGGGUUUCUUUUUCCUUAAGUAUAGGCCUUGAGACCCAUAGCCUUUGUUCCCCUGGAGGGGUUCCCCUUGAGGGGUUCCCCUUGAGAGGUUUCCCUUGAGAGGUUUCCCUGGAUGAUGCCUAUGGGUGUCCAUCUUGCUGGUGGUCACCUAAGUGGGGUUCCAUUGUUUUGUACCUGAUGCUAUUCUCUCUGAGGAGAGAUGAGAUUACAACCAACUACCUCCUAAAUAAGUAGACAGGCUAGCUAGGUUGUUAUUUUCUUGUUGUGUGUGUGAAUUCUCUUAUGUAUACCUAAACCCCUGAUUGGGUGUGUGGUUUUGAGGAAUUGUUUUGCUGCUAUAUUUUAAUGUGCACUUAUAUUUUUGAAUAAAGCUACUUCUAUUUAA